GUUUUCCAAAUAAAAUAUGUGUAAAGUAUCCUAAACUGAAAUCCAGAUGAUUCUGGAAAAUUUGUAUAAAAAUAUAUAUGGUAAUUUUCUUCAGAAUAGCUAUUGGAGAAUGAACAUGGGGACAAUUCCUAUAUACAAAAUUUGAUGUAGGAAUUUGUUAGAAGGGUAAAUCUCAUUUAAAAUGUUGAAUUGUGUUGGAUAUUAUGUAGCGUGCACAUGACGUCAUUUCCUCGCGACAGCGCACACCUAGAGGACGCUGAGCAAAGCAUGGAACACCUUGGUGUUUUAUUACUAGUGUUGAUGAGUUUAUUAUACUUACCUUUGGCAGAAGUGUUUGCAAGUGUUCAGAAGUGUCCGAGAGAAGAGUUUCCAUGUAAUAACCACAGGUGUAUAUCUCUGAACCUACUCUGUGAUGGUGUGGACCACUGCGGGGAUGGAAGUGAUGAGAUUUCAUGCUUUAAUUGCAAUACUGGUUCCAACCACUGUGUGGUAGCAGCACCUUGUAUUCAUAAUCGCAGCAUCUGUGAUGGCAAACCCGACUGCCCGAAUGGAGCAGACGAACAGUUGGAUAAGUGCACAGGACUUCAUAAAACAAAAGUAUGCUCCAAGUCAGAUUUCACAUGUGCUAAUGGAGAAUGUGUGCCUAUUUCAUGGAGGUGUGACAACUCCAACGACUGUAAAGAUGGCAGUGAUGAACUAGGUUGUGAUAUAAAUGAGUGUAAGGACGAUAAUGGGGGCUGUUCCCACCUUUGUGUAGAUCUGCCAUUAGGUUUCAUGUGUGACUGCCCCAGUGGCAUGAGGUUGGUCAAGGAUACACACUGUGAAGAUGUGGACCAUUGUCUUGAUUCAGAUGUGUGUGAUCAGAUUUGCAUCCAUUCCAAUGAAUCUCUUACAUGUGAGUGUCAGGACGGGUAUGAUCUGACCCCGGGGACGGGCCAGUGCAAGGCUAAAGGUGGUGUUGCUCAUAUUGUGGUCUCCACUAUUGAUGGUGUUAAGUGGAUGGACCUCAACGGCUCCGAGGAAAGGAGCAUCACAAAUCAAACGGGGACACCAGGACCUCUUGCAACGCAUAACGCAAAAAACACACUGUAUUGGGCCAGUCCAGACGAUGAUGUAAUCUACGGCAUGCCGGUGGACUCCAGUGACCACAGAUCUUCGGUGUUGAUAAAGGCCUCCACUGGCAUUGUGGGAUUGGCAGUGGAUGAGAUCCACGAGCAUCUGUACUGGGUCAGCACCAGUACACACGGUUUACAUGUGGUCUCACUGAAUGGCUCAGAUCAAAGUCAGCUCAUCUCUGGGCUCUCCAGACCCACUGCAGUCGCUGUCCAUCCUCUGCUAGGACUUUUGUUCUGGGCUGAUAGUGGGACGUCUCCCAGAAUUGAGUGCGCAAGGGUGGAUGGACACCACAGAAAAGCACUUAUAUCCUCUUCUAUACGUCACCCAGUAGCAAUUUCAUUAGAUAUCCCUCGUGGUCUUUUAUAUUGGGCUGACUCGGACCGUCACACCAUUUCAAGGGUUGCAUUUGAUGGAAGACAUAGAAAAACAGUUGUAGAAUCCAAUGGAUAUCUGGACAGACCGUUUGGACUGGCAGUAUUUGAGAGUCGAGUGUACUGGAGUGACCGAUACACCAACUCCACUUGUAGUGCAAAUAAGCACCACGGUGGCGAUCUUCAGAUAUCCCAGAGACUCGGUCCUGUUUCACCUGCUGGACUGGCCGUCUUUCACCCAACCUUUAAUGCAGACAAAGCUGUGCCUUUAUCAGAAACAAGAGGCCUGCUGUCUGAUUCGGCUUUUACGUGGAUCCUCUCCUUGACUGUGUUUCUCAGCCUGUUGUUGGUGGUGGCAGUGCUGUGGUGGAUGAGAUCAGAAUUCGGUUUCGCUCGCUCUGUCUCUCUUAUUGAACACACGGCAGUCAAGGAGUCUCAGGAUCCUCUUCUGCUGGCCGGGCCAACUGUUGUACAUGAACACAAAGUAAGAAUUAUGAACCCAUGAUGGCACACAGAUUGGUUCAGUGCAGUGAAACUCAAUGUGUUUUCCUGUAACAGGAACCUGUCAAUCUAGUGGUUGAUACCGUGGCCCCAUUUCCUGCACUGGUCGUGUAAACGGGAAGCAGAGUGAGGUGGGCAAUGGAUGUCACAAAAACUGUCUUCACCCAAAAUCCCCAUCCUGUGUGUGUGUGUGUGUGUCCUUAUGAAUAAUAAUAAUAAUCUGCAUUAAUAGAUAAAAUGGAAAAAGUCCAAAAUUAUGGCACUUAUUUUAAGCUUUUUGGUUUAAGUUCUCUGUCUAAGAAGAAAGCUACAAGAGGGUGCAUAAUGUUUAUUUCUGUCACACAAAAGCCUUGAACCAUUGUGUGUGAGGUUUAUUUAUUUGUAGGCCCUCCAUAUUGUACUGUUCUACUGUAAAUCAAAACUAUGUUUGCUUUGAAUUGAUUUGAUCUGUAAAUCUUGACUUUGUAGAUUAUGUUUGAGACUGACUCGGUGCAGCAGAAUAUCACAAUAACAGUAUUUUAAGCCUUAUGUCAAUACUUCAAUCUGGCCAUGUAGUGGCACAACAGAGCUUAGAUUUAACAUGACUGCUGUCAUUAAUUUAAUGUUUCAUUUGUUUGUUUUUUGUUCUCUGUAAUUGCUGUCAUUUUUGAUUAAUGGCAUUUGAUCUUUUAAGGUCAGUGGUGCACAAAUUGACAAAUUUCUGGUAUGUGAAAUGUGAACAUGGAGACGAAAUGUAAAUAUCCCGCAUUUAAAAAUGCUGGAUAUGCCAUUGAGUACUGUGGGAACUGUUAGUUUAUUUAUUGGGUGGGGAAAUAAACAAAUGUUAUUUAUUUUGUUGCGGUUUCUAUAAUGUUUUAUUUCCAUUAAAGUAUUGAGACAUUUCGCCAUUUAAUUUCUUUAGUAUUCAUAACAUUUCAGCUCUGUCACAUUCAUUUAUAAUGUAAAUGGUACAGUUUUACUUUAGUAGUUUGAAUGCUUUCUUAUUCAUUAACGUUAUAAUUUGUUAGACUUUGAGAAAUAAAACAUGAGUUGGAAAUUG
Messenger RNA from Paramisgurnus dabryanus, 3027 nucleotides. Its product is annotated as low-density lipoprotein receptor-related protein 8-like. Gene Ontology annotation, cellular component: plasma membrane; signaling receptor complex. Lineage: Eukaryota; Metazoa; Chordata; Actinopteri; Cypriniformes; Cobitidae. The record is from RefSeq and is a predicted model, not a curated record. Gene Ontology annotation, molecular function: low-density lipoprotein particle receptor activity; protein binding; calcium ion binding.